AUGUCCAAGAGUAUCAAAGCUCUGAGCUUCAAAGGCAAAGAAGACUGGAAUACGUCCAUUUUCAGUUUUUCACGUAAUAUUCGCAAUAACUUUCUUUGGGAAAAGGAUACAGCUGCUCAAAAGGCCCUCAAGCACUUGUUUCAACAUUGUUUAUCAUCCACCCCUGCCUUCAAACAUACGCCAUCUCGAGUGACAAUUCAACUUUACUACUACGCAGAUCCUUCCAUCCCAUUAGAACAGAUCAAACUCGAACCUUUGGAAAAAUUACUCAGUACUUUCUACCCCGGAAAAUUUGUAGACAUGCGCCUUGUCAGACUUCACUACCCUUAUAUGAACUCUGAAGUGUUAGCACAAUAUAUUGCAUUGAACGCAGAACGUAUUGGCUGGUCUCAGUUGGCACGUAAAUUAUUCCAAGACUUGCCUAUUGUGAAAGCACCCCUUCAUAACAAUAUGCCUGCCGGUGUACAGUGGCAAAAUUUGUUACCUCACGUAUCCAAUGGGCAACUCACCUCAGGUAUUGCAGGCAUCAAAUUCCAAGCAUCCGGUCGUUUAGGUCGUAAAGCAGCAGGAGGCCGAUCACAGAUUCUGCGAAAAUCAGUAGGAACAUUCAGAUUCACGACACAUAAAUCUUUGAUUGAUGCAGGUCGACAUACAUUUACAAACAGAAAUGGUAGAAUUACAGUCAAAGUCUGGGUUUCUACUGCUUUGUUUGGCGUUAAUGCGUUAGCCAAUAAAUUGGGUAGAAAGGCUGUUCAAACAGUAACAGCUGGCGCAUCAAAAAUUUAG
Messenger RNA from Mycotypha africana, 786 nucleotides. RefSeq lists its product as uncharacterized. NCBI's taxonomy places the organism in Eukaryota, Fungi, Mucoromycota, Mucoromycetes, Mucorales, Mycotyphaceae. The coding region runs from base 1 to 786 and encodes 261 amino acids. The record is from RefSeq and is a predicted model, not a curated record. The transcript has a single exon. Gene Ontology annotation, molecular function: structural constituent of ribosome. Gene Ontology annotation, biological process: translation.